This is a messenger RNA of Cajanus cajan (pigeon pea), 1518 nucleotides long. Its product is annotated as benzyl alcohol O-benzoyltransferase. NCBI's taxonomy places the organism in Eukaryota, Viridiplantae, Streptophyta, Magnoliopsida, Fabales, Fabaceae. The record is from RefSeq and is a predicted model, not a curated record.
UUUCCUGCAUCAGUAAUCCCACCCUCAGAAAAUUAACAUGGCCUCAUCAUCUCCCUCUCUAUCUUUCACGGUGCGUAAGUGCCAACCCGAGCUAGUGACUCCUGCUAUACCCACUCCUCACGAAACUAAACUACUAUCUGACAUAGAUGAUCAAGAAUUCCUGCGUUUCACUUAUUCAAUCAUACAAAUUUAUCGUAACGAAUCAUCGAUGGCAAAUAAAGACUCCGUGAGAGUGAUUCGGCAGGCACUAGCGCAAACACUUGUGUUCUAUUAUCCAUUUGCAGGUAGACUUAGGGAAGGGCGUGGUCGCAAAUUGAUGGUGGAUUGUACUGGGGAGGGCGUCACAUUUGUUGAGGCUGACGCAGACAUAACACUUGAUCAAUUUGGUGACGCUCUCCAACCUCCAUUCGUAUACUCUAGUGAAUUCCUAUGUGAUGUUCCAGACCCGCAAGAAGAACUUACAACCUGCCCCCUUCUACUCAUACAGGUCACACGACUCAAGUGUGGUGGUUUCAUCGUGGCCACUGGGUGGCACCACACCAUGGCUGACGGAGCUGGUUUGUCACAAUUCAUGAACGCGUGGGCUGAAAUGGCUCGAGGCGCAAGGGCUCCUUCCAUUGCACCUGUGUGGCGUAGGGAGCUCCUAAUGGCAAGAGAUCCACCACGCAUUACACGUAACCAUCGCGAAUACGAGCAUAUCGAAGACACCAAGGUAGGAACUAAUUCACACGAUAACCUUGUUCGUCGAUCAUUCUUCUUUGGACCCACUGAGAUCGCUGCCAUUCGUCGCUUGGUUCCCUACCACCUUCGGCAUUGCACCGCGUUUGAUGUUAUCACAGCGUGCUUGUGGCGCUGUCGCACAAAAGCACUGCAAAUAGAGCCAGACGAGGAUGUUCGUAUGAUGUGCAUCGUGAACGCGCGUUCUAGGUUUAAGCCUCCGCUACCUGUUGGUUACUACGGAAACGCUUUUGCAUACCCCGCAGCGAUCACCACCGCAGGGAAGCUUUGCGGAAAUCCAUUUGGGUAUGCUGUGGAGUUAAUAAAUAAAGUGAAAAGUGAGGUGACAGAGGAGUACAUGCAUUCUGUGGCGGAUCUAAUGGUGAUUAAGGGACGAUGCAUGCUGACAACUGUUAGGUCUUGUCUCGUGACGGAUUUGACACGUGCGCGGUUUAGGGACGUGGAUUUUGGAUGGGGCAAGGCAGUGUCUGGUGCACCAGCAAUAGAUAAGGCUGAGCCCUUUCCUGCAGCAACACAUAUUGUGUCAUAUAAGAAUCCAAAAGGAGAAGAUGGGUUAGUGUUACCAGUUUUGUUGCCUGCAGAAGCUAUGAACAGGUUUCUCAAAGAGAUGGAUGACUUGCUUGGGAACACAAACCAACCCACAGGAGCUGGUCCUGGUUUUAUCAAGUCUACCAUCUAGAUUGCAGCUUUUCAAACUCUUGAGGCAGACUGAUAGCAACAUUAUCUCAUCAUAUACUCUUUUUUUUUUUAUUAUUAUUAUUUCUCUUCAUUAUUAUAUUA